Plodia interpunctella (Indianmeal moth) is the source of this 2927-nucleotide messenger RNA. RefSeq names its product extradenticle (gene exd). Gene Ontology annotation, molecular function: RNA polymerase II cis-regulatory region sequence-specific DNA binding; DNA-binding transcription factor activity, RNA polymerase II-specific. Gene Ontology annotation, cellular component: nucleus. The transcript has 9 exons. The record is from RefSeq and is a predicted model, not a curated record. Bases 181 to 1365 code for a protein of 394 amino acids. NCBI's taxonomy places the organism in Eukaryota, Metazoa, Arthropoda, Insecta, Lepidoptera, Pyralidae. Gene Ontology annotation, biological process: embryonic organ development; neuron development; animal organ morphogenesis.
ACAGCACAAAGGAAGUCGGCCAUUUUAUUGCUGACUGGAAAAAGCUGUGGCUUUCGCCCAGUAGAGUUUUGUUAAAUUUUUAUUCGUUUAAUUUGCUAGUUGUUUGUUAAAACUUCGUACAAAUCCGUAUACGUAUUUAGUGUAAGUUUAAGUGUAUUUAUGAAUUGAGUUUGAGAAGAUAUGGACGAUCCAAAUCGGAUGAUGGCGCACAGCGGUGGACUUAUGGGCCCGCAGGGCUACGGACUACCGGGCGGCGAGGGCGCCCCUGCUGCGGGCGAGGGCGAAGCUCGCAAGCAAGACAUCGGCGAAAUUUUGCAGCAGAUCAUGAAUAUUACUGACCAGAGUUUAGACGAAGCUCAAGCGAGAAAACACACGCUGAACUGUCACAGAAUGAAGCCUGCCCUAUUUUCAGUGCUAUGUGAAAUCAAAGAGAAAACUGUUCUGUCCCUCCGCAAUACGCAAGAGGAGGAGCCCCCGGACCCGCAACUGAUGCGGUUGGACAACAUGCUUAUAGCCGAGGGGGUGGCGGGGCCUGAGAAGGGCGGCGGCGCCGGCGCAGCAGCCUCCGCCUCGGCCGCAGCUGGAGAGUGGGGCACUGUGGCUCAAGCAGAUAACGCGAUCGAGCACUCGGACUACCGCGCCAAGCUGGCCCAGAUCCGGCAGAUCUACCACCAGGAGCUGGACAAGUAUGAGAACGCCUGCAACGAGUUCACCACCCACGUGAUGAAUCUGCUCAGAGAGCAGAGCCGCACCAGGCCUAUUACGCCUAAGGAGAUCGAGCGCAUGGUGCAGAUCAUCCACAAGAAGUUCAGCUCCAUCCAGAUGCAGCUGAAGCAGUCCACCUGCGAGGCCGUCAUGAUACUGCGCUCACGUUUCCUGGACGCGCGCCGGAAGCGUCGCAACUUCAGCAAGCAGGCCUCGGAGAUUCUGAACGAGUACUUCUACUCGCACCUCUCCAACCCCUACCCCAGCGAGGAGGCCAAGGAGGAGCUCGCGCGCAAGUGCGGGAUCACCGUCUCCCAGGUGUCGAAUUGGUUCGGCAAUAAGCGCAUCCGCUACAAGAAGAACAUCGGCAAGGCGCAGGAGGAGGCCAACCUGUACGCUGCCAAGAAGGCUGCCGACCUAUCGUGGGUCGGCGCGUCCCGACGCGACGCCCACUCCCCACCCGCCAGAGCCUCAUACCACACGGCAGGCGCGUCGCCGUACUCGAUGGGCGCAGCGUCGGGCACGGCCACGCCCAUGAUGUCUCCGGCGCCCACGCAGGACUCCAUGGGCUACAGCCUGCCCGCCCCCGGCUACGACGCCCCGCAGCCCGGCUACGACGCCAUCGGCUACGACCACAUGCACCAGGACCUCAGCCCUUAGGCGCAGGCGACGGGCGUGCCUCAAGUCGGCUUCCACUGAUUGCCAUCAUUUAUAUUAACAUUGGGUGCAGCCCCACGGCCCGGAUUGCCUUAGGAAUAGGACAUUGUAUACUAUACGUUACACGACAUAUUUUUAGCUUAGCGUAUUUUUGGACGGACAUGUAAUGAAAUGUAUUUUAUUUGUAUUAUUGUUCAAUCUACACGACUGUACCCAGUAUUUAUUUAAAUCGAGUAUACUAUUUUAAUCAUGUAGUCAUAAAUUGACGAUUCUCGCGGCAUAUUUAAUGUUAUUAGUAUUAUUUUAUUCCAUUGUACGCUCUGAAUUUUAUUGUAUUUUGGAAAGUAUUGGGCAGUAUUAGUAUUUUUAAAGGCAUCACAUCGAUUGGCGGGAAUUCGCGUGUUACUUCACUUAUUCGUCUACGGUGGAUAUAAAUAAAAUAUACGAUAGUUUUUAAGGUGACUAGUGUAAUUUUAACUGUAAGUAUUCAGAUAUUUUGUGCUGACUUUGUGUCCUCUGCGUUUGCACACUACAUGUUUUUGACGCCUUUGUCUUGUUUACUAAAAAUAUAAUCGCACCUAAAAUCUGUUAUCAUCCAAUUUACUAUGAAAAUCAAUUUUAAUCUUUGAUAAAUUAGGACUUUCUCUUGACUGCACUGUAAUUUAGAUUCUUCAAAAUGUCAAGGCGAGUCGUCAGAAUGUAUGUAGUGCGCGUGCGCAUUUCGCGUGCAAUUCUAUUAUGUUAGUGAUGGUUGUGUUCGCACAUCGGCCUAAAAUCAUGUCCAUGGCAGCUAUUCAAACCCCACAAUGGUUUUUUCGUUGUGUUUGUUACAAAUGUUCAGGAGUUGUGAAUAUCAGAACAAAUAUUAUAUUUUUACGGUGCUAUGUUGUUGAUAGCACAAAAUUUUAUUUUUUCAUAUUAGUCAUAAGUUGUGUAUUGAUUUAUUCUUUGUUGUUUUUGAGUUGGGAUAUUCACCGAUUAUUGUUUCCGAUAUUUGGAUACAUUUACAACUCAUAUAACGGUGAAUGUCUUGGCUUUUUCACAUAAUUCAGUAAUUUCUUCAAUGCGAUUUCUUAAUUCUCGUUCACAAAAAUAACAAUGUGUUAUGCAUUCAAUAAUUGUGUGAGCGAGAGGACAAUAUGACCGUUGUCAAUUUCGAUGUAUAAUUGAGCGAAUAGGCAGAAAUUGAGAAAUAUUAAAUAGAUUUAUUUCGCUUUUCGGAGGACAGCUUGCAGUGAGUGUAAGGGUUAGUUCCAUAUAGUGAUAGUUUGAAUACGAAAAUUAUGCUAGCGUUAAGUUGAUGUGUUCUAAAACAAAAUAUCUGAAACAGUAUACGAAAAAAAAAACGAGAAAUUUAAUUGAAAAAUGUUUAAAAUCGCUGUGGAACAUUGAGAAACCACGUCGCAAUCGUUAGCUUUUUAUCUCACUAAUUAUACAGUACAGAAUAUUUAUAGUAACGAUUUUAACAUAAUUGUUCCGGCGAGCGAGCGGCGUGGCCCAUGUAUACGACGAGAGUUCAAUGUUACGACUACCAAGAUUGACUAAAUAAAUUUUUGUGUAGUUAA